GCGUCGUGUGGAGCUCAGCCAUUCGGCGAGCAGGUAGUUCAGUUCAGUGACCAGGAGGCGGGCAACAGGCGCGCAACGGUUGCAUCUCAGCAGCAUCUCCAUUCCCGGCAGUUUGGGGGCGUCUCUAGCACGCUUGGAGUGGAGUACGACGGAAGUGAGGAUGGAGAGCAGCCUGCUCGACACCGCCGCAGCUGCCGCCAGCCUCUGCCCGGCGGCGGGCGGGCGUCGCCGCGCCGGGACCACGGCGGGCUUCCUCAGCUGCUCCUGCUCCUCCAGAGACUGCAGGGUGAGCGCGUCCUACUCCCACUCCAUCAGCCGGAUGCUGAGCGGGGUGCGGUCGGCGGCGCGCAGGAAGCUGUUCAGGGCCGACCCGGCCGACCUGCUGGGCGUCGCCAACUGGCCCGAGGCGGGCGGCGCCGGGCACCAGCAGCAGCACUGGUGGGCGGCGCUCGAGCAUAACUUCGUGCUGGAGUCCACCGACGACGAAUACGGCGGGGUCGUCGUCGACGCCGACAGGCUGCCGGACGACAAGGCCGCCUUCGCUCGCUCCCUCGCGGCGUCGCUUUCCUACUGGAAGUCCGUGGGGAAGAAAGGGGUGUGGUUGAAAUUACCGGUGGAUCGUGCCGAGUUCGUUCCCUUGGCCGUAAAGGAAGGUUUCAAGUACCACCACGCUGAGGAGUCGUACUUGAUGAUGACGUACUGGAUCCCUGACGAGCCAAACAUGCUCCCAGCAAAUGCAUCUCACCAGGUUGGGGUUGGGGGCUUUGUGAUCAACGAUCAAAUGGAGGUCCUAGUGGUGCAAGAGAAGUAUUGCGGUUCGUCGCUGGAUGGUGUGUGGAAACUCCCCACAGGUUUCAUUCUCGCGUCGGAGGAAAUCUAUACGGGAGCUAGCAGGGAGGUGAAGGAGGAAACCGGGGUCGACACCGAGUUCGUUGAUGUCGUUGCUUUCAGGCAUGCCCACAACGUCGCGUUUCAGAAGUCCGACCUGUUCUUCAUCUGCAUGCUGAGGCCUGUAUCGAGUGAGAUCAAGAUUGACGAGACAGAGAUUCAGGCAGCAAAGUGGAUGCCGCUGGAGGAGUUCGUGAAGCAGCCCUUCAUCCGGGAAGACCACAUGUUCCAGAAGAUCAUGGACAUCUGCAUCCAGCGCCUGCGCAAGUGCUACUGCGGCCUGACGCCGCACCACGUCGUCUCCAGGUUCGACGACCGGACGUCGACGCUGUACUACAACGUCGCCGAGCCAGAGGACGUGAACUGCAGCGCCACCUGAACGGAGGGAUCGCCGCCCAGCCUAUAGCUUUUGGUAGUACGAUUGCUGCGAGUGUGGAAACAGCUGAAAGCGCAAGGCAAUAGUGUUGCCGAGCCUGUAAAUAUAUUUCUAGGACACUUAGGCAAUGACAGAUCGGUAGCUGCAGUUUGGACAGUGAAUAUCUUUAUUCAGAUCCUCGGCAAUAAAGAAGUCCGAACCUGUGCACCCGAUCCAAAAACAAGAGUCGUCCUCCCGUAUCA
Messenger RNA from Panicum hallii, 1506 nucleotides. Its product is annotated as nudix hydrolase 8-like. The coding region runs from base 161 to 1267 and encodes 368 amino acids. Gene Ontology annotation, molecular function: NADH pyrophosphatase activity; NAD binding; ADP-ribose diphosphatase activity. NCBI's taxonomy places the organism in Eukaryota, Viridiplantae, Streptophyta, Magnoliopsida, Poales, Poaceae. The transcript is spliced from 9 exons. The record is from RefSeq and is a predicted model, not a curated record.